This is a messenger RNA of Heterocephalus glaber (naked mole-rat), 1850 nucleotides long. Its product is annotated as myeloid cell surface antigen CD33. NCBI's taxonomy places the organism in Eukaryota, Metazoa, Chordata, Mammalia, Rodentia, Bathyergidae. Gene Ontology annotation, molecular function: sialic acid binding. Gene Ontology annotation, cellular component: plasma membrane. Gene Ontology annotation, biological process: cell adhesion. The record is from RefSeq and is a predicted model, not a curated record.
ACUGCUCCCUUCUCUGCUGACUCUCAGAAGCCCGGGAUCCUCCAGCUCCGAGAUGCUGCUUCCCCUGCUGCUGCUGUGGACAGGGAGGUGGGCCCAGGGAGCAGGGCCAUGGGGGCCUCAGAGAGCUGAUGGGCCUUUAGCCAGAGGGUGCUCAGCUGAGAGCCAGAGCUACAAGCUGGAAGUGCCACAGUCCAUGCCUGUGCAGGAGGGUCAGUGUGUCCUUGUGACCUGCAGAUUCUUCUACCCUUACAAGUACUCCCGGACUGGCUCUGUCUCUGGCUACUGGUUUCGAGAAGGGGCCAAUACAAAUACGGACUCCCCAGUGGCCACAAACGACCCACAAAAACCAGUGCAGGAGGGAACUCGGGACCGGUUCCACCUCCUCCUGGACCCACAGACCAGGAACUGCUCCCUGCAAAUCAGAGAUGCUCGGAGGGGCGACAGUGGUUCAUACUUCUUUCGGGUGGAGGCAGGAAAUGUACUAUGGAAUUACUGUGCACACCCGGUCUCUGUGGAAGUGACAGCCCUGACCCACACCCCCGGCAUCCUCAUCCCCGGCACCCUGCAGCCUGGCCGCCCCAGCAACCUGACCUGCUCUGUGCCCUGGGCCUGUGAGCAGGGGACGCCCCCCAUCUUCUCCUGGACGUCAGCUGCCCUCAGCUCCCUGGGCCCCAGGACCCCCCGCUCCUCUGUGCUCACCCUCAGCCCCCGGCCCCAGGACCACGGCACCAACCUCACCUGUCAGGUGAUGUUCCCUGGAGCCGGUGUGACCGUGGAGAGGACCGUGCAGCUCAACGUCACCGGGAAUCACAGGACAAGAGCAACAGCAGGAGUGGUUUUGGGGGCCAUCGGGGGAGCCGGUGUCACAGCCCUGCUCGCUGUCUGUCUCUGUGUCAUCGUCUUCGUAGUGAAGACCCUCAGGAAGAAAGCUCCCAGGAUUACAGAGGACAUGAAUGACAUCGAUCCUGCCACCAGGCCAGCCUCACUGGGUCACCCGCCAGAGUCCCAGCUGCAAGGCUCUGCUGAGCCCUGGGGUUCCUCGGGGGCGCCCCCCGCCUCAGGGGAGGAGGAGCAGCUGCACUAUGCCUCCCUCAGCUUCCACCCCUGGAAGAAAUCCUCCACGCCAAUCAGGAUCCACUGACAACUUUCUUGAUCCACUGACAACUUUCGGGAACACCAGGCUCAGCCAGAUUCAGCCUCUGGGGGACACCAAGUUGCUUCAGUGAGAUUUAACAUCCCCCGAGGCUUUGAGUUUGUAAACUGCCGCAGCGAGUUUCCUUCGACUUGGAAAUGACCUCAGACGGCAAUGAGAAAGCUGGGAUGCAGUUGUUGUCUAAGAAGAGUCCUCAUGGGGGAGAGCUGGGUCACCCCAGCGCGUCUCAGUUUCCUGCUCUGUGAGUGGAGCAAGGAGCUCUGGUUCUCAAGGCUGUGGCGAGGAUUCAGUAAAGCACACGAGGAAGACCCCAGCAGAAGUCCUGGUGUGUACCGAGGGCACCCUGCUUCCUCGCUUUGGCCAUGGAGUCCAGAGCCCCGGGCUGCCCGGUCCUGGAAACUGUCAGCAGCCAGUCAGCGCCACUGGGAAGCCUUUCCCUGACUUGACCUCCCCUCCUGCGUCAUUUCUGUCUCCACUCCUCAAGUCUGCUCUUCUUUUCAUCUCACUUCUCUCUCACUCUGACUUUCCAUCCCUUUGUGUCCUGCUACGGGCAUGGUCAUGUUAGCAUCUGACACUUUCUUAAACUCAGAGAUGACCAUCGUCAGAAUAUAUCACUAGCUCCCCAGUCCAGAAAGGACAAUUGAUAAGAUUUUCAUCGUGACCUUCUAGGCCAAAGAUUAAACAUCUUUGUAAAGGG